This is a messenger RNA of Aureobasidium musti, 1986 nucleotides long. The record is from the annotation of a GenBank genome assembly. Lineage: Eukaryota; Fungi; Ascomycota; Dothideomycetes; Dothideales; Saccotheciaceae.
AUGGGUAGNUUGCCUCAUGUGCAUCUCAUCUCGGGUCAUAAAUACCCCUUCUCUCCGCAACUCAGCAUCGAUGGCGCAUACAGCUACCUCUUCGAUGCCCCCAAGGUUGUCAAGCAGGUUGCUCCCAUGUCAUGGCAGUAUAUCUCUGCUCCACAGGACGGCACCGUCUUCUUGACCUGGAUUGGCGGUCGCAUGCAGAACCAGUUCCCUACAGAUGGUUACGUCUGGGUUGACCCCGAACAGCGUUACACCCAAGACUUUGGAGGCUACAUUGCUUUCCACAACAACGGUUAUCGCCCUGGAGUCGACAAUGUGACUAGCCACUCACGCAGACGAUACCGCUUCAUGUCCAAGAACCCCAGUGUUCACGCUCUCCCUCCCGACCCAAGUCUCUGGCUCGUCCACUACAGCCAAGCCGAUCCCCAAAACUGUUUCCCAACUGCCCAAUUACCUCUGUCGCAUCAGUCGCGCCAGCAACUGGCUGAACGUCAGUGGAUCGAAUCUCAAGGCCGCCUGGACCGCCAGGACUUCAUGCUGCACGACCGUGAAAAGUGGCCUCAGCUCAGUAUGCCUGGUCGUGCUGCUGUACCUGGCGUGCCUGCGUAUAACCAGAGUAUGUAUCAGCAAAGCCCUAUGGCUCAUAUUGGCAACCCUCGCUUUUCUGGCAACUUCUACCAACAGGCCCAACAAGGACCUGCGGGCCCUUCGCCUGCUAAACGCGCGCGACAGCACCCACCUGCCCAUGUUCCUGCAUCGAACGCUGCCCUGAUGGCCCAGGACACCAGCAUUGAAGAUGAGGAGAAUGUCCUCCUUGGAGACUUGCUGGAUCAUUUGACUCAGCGUGAUAUCAGUCUGACUCGCUACAUGCAACACCACGACUGGAUGGACGAAGUCUACUCGUCGCCNUUUGCUACUGGCCAAAUCGUCCCUAUGGAUCUUGGUUUCGGCCUGAUGGGCGAGCUGGCCGGCCUUACCGAAGGCUUGUUUGACACCCCUAACUCAGCACUGGAGAAAGCCGAGCCCAAACCAAAGGACACGCCAGCUGCAUACAAGAAAGCCACAUCAGAGCAAUUGCAGGAGUUUGAGAAGCGAGUCCAGGCGCAUAAAGAGAAGGAACAGAAUGAGAUUGCGCGUAUGAAGGAGGAACAUGCCAGGAGAAUGGAUAGUCUACGCAAGAGCAAAAGUCUGGUCAAGGCCGAGAAGAAGUUGAGAAAUGCUACCUGGAAACCCUCAAGCUCAGGCAACGAGUUCUGGAGACUGGAAAAGACAAAUGACCACGACGCCAACCAGAUUGUCGAGCAGGUGGAAGAAUUGCUGGGUGGAUCUAUUCAAGCACAAAAGGAGGCCACCAUGAUCAGUGAAGGAGGAUACCGCAAAGAAGAAAAGAGAACACCGCCUGCCGAUGCUGAUAUGACUGGAACGCAGAUGGAUGGCGCAAGCCUUGACGCCGCUCAGUCUCUGCAAUCUGCUUCGGGUGCUGCUGCCGAGUCUGCUGCACAGACUGGACAGCCGCAACUGUCAACCCAACAAAUGCCUGCCGUUCCUCAAGCACACCAACAACCCCCACAAUCUGCCGUUCCUAGCGUGCCGGACACCAACAUGGAGAACUUAGAAACAAUGGACACUGGCAAUUUCUCACUACCAGAUGACAUGGAGCUCGACACAGGUCACUUUAACUUCGACACACCCAAGACCGAUGUCCAAACCCCAGGUACAUCAAACUGGCCUGGUCAACAAGCACCUUCUCAACCGCAACCACAACAAACCGCCAACACGCAACCGGACGCUACCAACUCGGCAAGUGGUGACCUUUAUGGCGCCGGUGGUGACGCAAACUUCGGCGAUUUUGACGCAGGAGAUGGUUUGAUUGAUUUCGAGGGUGGUGCAGGCGGAGACAUUGAUUUCAGUAUGGACAACUCGGCGUUUGGUGAUGCUUUCCAUGGCACGGAGACACACGGAGAUGAAGGUGCUGGUGAGGGACAGUAG